Molecule: messenger RNA, 567 nt
Organism: Helobdella robusta
Lineage: Eukaryota; Metazoa; Annelida; Clitellata; Rhynchobdellida; Glossiphoniidae
Exons: 2
Coding region: 1-567 (188 amino acids)
Source: RefSeq, a predicted model, not a curated record
AUGGGUUACACUUACCUUGCCUAUGCCAGCUAUUUGUUAGUGUGUGGUACACCAAGCUUUCGUGACGUACUAAGCCAUUGUGUUGCUUCAAAUCGCCUAGUUUUCAUCCUUACAACUGUAACCGUUAAAUCCAAUUCAGAACUGAAAUUUUGCAAUGCUAAGGGAUUUUGCCUACAUUAUCCGUCACGGAAUACAACACUGGAUGGUGCAAGAAGCUACUGUGCCACCAGAAAUAGUACGUUAAUGGCUCCAAGUGACGCUGGAAUUAUGCACUGGGUAGAGAAUUUGAUGAAAAUUUUUUCCAACAAUAUACCGGACUUAACGAAGGUCUCAUUUUGGCUGAAUGCAAAAAAUUCUUCAGGCGUAUUUUACUGGAAUGUUAGCAAUAAAUUAAUAGAAAUAAAUUGGACUCAGUACCGCGUGUUAGCACUCCCAAGAGGAUCCAGGGGAAUUUUACUGAAUUGUAACUCUACCGGUGCAUUUCAAGUAUCCUCAAAUUUUCAGUGUUUUUUGAAGGCUACGAACAAUGUGACUAGGUUUCACCGGUUUUUCUGCCAAUAUUGUUAG